This is a messenger RNA of Corythoichthys intestinalis (scribbled pipefish), 4899 nucleotides long. RefSeq lists its product as uncharacterized. NCBI's taxonomy places the organism in Eukaryota, Metazoa, Chordata, Actinopteri, Syngnathiformes, Syngnathidae. Bases 313 to 1005 code for a protein of 230 amino acids. The record is from RefSeq and is a predicted model, not a curated record. Gene Ontology annotation, cellular component: plasma membrane. The transcript has 5 exons.
AAUAAAAAUAAAAAAAUUGGGGGCCGCUCCUUCGCGGUUUGUACAGAUCCAUACAAACCAUCACUUAUUCUAUAAAGGGUUAAAUGUCUUAAAAAAGGUGAGAAAAGGAGCAAAAAAGUGGACAUCGCUCUACAAGAGCUGACCAAAUCAUAUCCCCGAUGUCAUGCUGGUGUCACGUGACUCUGUCAUUCUCCUCUUCGUGACGUGCAUUUAGUGACGGUGUGCGCUCUGUGCAGGUUGUGCUCACGGAGGGACGUGUUUGUAUGGACAGUUGUCAUCAUAGUUUUCGCAUCUAAAGCACGUGAGUCCAAAAUGGAUUUUAAGAACGGAACUGAACAGAACAACGAUGUGUAUUACCAGCCUCAGUGCCCACCUCUUCCUGCACCUCCCUUGGGUAACCACGUCAUCAACACAGGCAACGGCCGAAGCGUGGGUACAACCAUUUCCCUGCAAUGCCCAACCAAACACAUGCUGGUAGGAGCUGAGCUGAAGUGUGUCAUUGAUGCCAACAGGCCUCGCUGGGUGGGGGAACCCUUCUGCAAAUCAUUGUCGCCAUACAGAGAUGAUGGAUUCCGUGUGGCUGUGCUUGCUUCCAUUGUCAGCGUUGGCAUAAUACUCAUCAUGUCAUUGGUGUUCAUCACCAGAUGUAUUUUGAACUGCGUUCAAAAAAGCACAAGAGAAAAGCAAAAAAGGGAUUUGUUGAAAAGGCACUUGGAGGAUGGUGUGACCUGCUUUGAAGGCCGACGUGAUGCCAAUUUGGGAGAUUAUCUUUUCCCUCUACAGAUACCAGAUAACCUCUGUGACAACAGCCCUCCUCAAUGGUUCGCCUACAGUCUCAGCCAAACAAGCUCCACCACGCCUCCACGUCCUGCUGGAUUCUUUGCUGAUCAACAUCCACUCCCACAAAAAUCUGAUUGUGUAAAGGCCUUUGGUCCACCUCAGAACAUUUCUUUUUCAUCACAUUGCAAGCGUUCAAGCCAGGGUCUGAUUCAGAUCCCCACUUAAGAAACUAAUUUGGUUUGGCAGCCUUACAACCAGCACCGAAGUUUGUCGCAAAGGAAACUUAGAAUUCCAUAUAAAUCUGUAACACCAAGACUUUAUACCCUAUCUUCUCUGGCGUCAAGCCCACAAGGAGCUUUGCAUGCAUUUUGGAGAGAUCCUCCUCUUUUAAUAUGGCAUUUAGAAAGAGUCUUACGCCUUGUUAGUACCUUGUUAGGACUGGCAGCCAAAUUUCUGAUUUUUAGCCCAACCAGAUUGAAACUAGAUGGCUCUUUUGUCGUCUGAACAGUCACAAAGCACAGAAAUCAGAUUUUUGCGAGGCAGAUUGAAACCACAUACUGUAUUAGGGGUAGUUUCAUAUCAGAUAUAGACAAGAUGCUUCUCAGUCUGAACAGCUCAGAUGGGUUUUGACUGUCCAUGACAUCACUCUAUGCUGGAUCAGAGACUUCAUAAUGUAUUGACAUGACAAAUUACCUCGUCACGCCUUCCCGAAAGAGGCCGUCAAGUUCAAAAAUAGAGACCCUUAGGUAGACAUUUGUAAAAUUACCCAAAAAUAAGGAGAGAAGACACUCAGUUUUCUUGACCAAGGAGAGCAAAGAGGGACUAGACAGAGAAAUGCUAGAUUACGCUGUAUAGUCACCAAAAUUGAUCUAAGGAAAAAACCCUCCUUGCUCUUUUUAUUAGGGGUUUGUCCUAACACAGAAGGGUGCCGCCCUAAAGGGAGGGGAAAGCAUGCUGGAGACACCCAUGUGAUUUUGGUUGGCUAUGUGUGAGCAUGUAGGUGGAACUAACUAAAUACACGUGUGUAAGCAAGGGCACAAGGGCACUUAGGUAAAGUGGUCAGAAUGACCCAGACACUUCAGUUAUGCAACGCUGCGGCCAUGGAAAAUGUCCUCGAAUGGAAGAUUGUCCUCGAAAGUCUAGACGAAAGUCCAGACGUAAGAUGCUGAAGAUGUCCUAGAAGGUCUAGUUACGCAAUGUUGCGGCCAUGAAGCAAGGCAGUUGUCACCCCGACCCUCUUUAACACUUUGUAACACUUAAACAUUAACUUAAACAGCCUAGUAUAGCAAGCAAUAAUAAUUUACUGGUUGUAUCAAAUAAGAAAAAAUAUGGCAAUACAUAUUAUGUAUAUAUUAGGUAUAUAUGAGCACAAGCAAAUAUUCAAUCAAUCAAGCAAAUAUUCAAUCAACCCUCGAUAAUUAACUCAACAAACACUCCGCUUAAUUUAUUAGCAGUCAGUCACAUGCAGCGAUCUAACGUCAGAUUUAGGUUGAAAAAGUACGAAAGCUGUACUGCAUACAAACAGGAAGGAUUGUCUCAGGAGUGAUUUGUUCGAGGAUUCAAGGUAAUUAUUAUAUUUUUCGUACAAUGCAUGCAUUUUAAAACGUGAAAAAAAAAACUAUGGGAGAAAUUAGUCGCUACAUCAUUGGCAUUAUACUUUGCAAUAUUUACGUAAAAUAAAUGCUACCUGCACAUUUUUUUUUUUUGCUUUUAACCAAGAACCAAGACUGUUUUACGUCCACAUCUAUAGAAAAUUCAGGGAUUUAAGCAUUUAUUCACAAAAACUUUCAACGGAAAAAGCUAUUUGUAUACAUAUGGUAGCCGCUAAUUUCCUUACUGACUAGACUCAUAGUUCGCAAUUUUUACGUAAAAUAAAUUCUACCUGCAGUUAUUUUUUUGCUUUUGACCAAGAACCGAGACUGUUUUACGUCAAUAUCUAUAGAGAAUUCAGGGAUUUAAGUAUUUAUUCACAAGAAUUGUCAACGGAAAAAGCUUUGUUUACAUAUGGCGGCCACUAAUUUCCUUACUGACUAGCCUCAUAGUUGGUUUUACGUCCAUAUUUAUAAAGAAUUCAGGGAUUUAAGCAUUUAUUCACGAGAAUUUUCAACGGAAAAAGCUUCGUUUACCUAUGGCGGCCGCUAAUUUCCUUACUGACUAGCCUCAUAGUUCGCGAUAUUUACGGAAAAUAAAUGCUACCUGCAUGUUCUUUUUGCUUUUAACUAGGGCUGUCAAAAUUAUCGCGUUAACGGGCGGUAAUUCAUUUUUUAAAUUAAUCUUGUCAAAAUAUUGACGCAAUUAACGCACAUGCCCCGCUCAAACAGAUUAAAAUGACAGCACAGUGACAUGUCCACUUGUUACGUGUUUUUUUGUUUUGUCGCGCUCUGCUGGCGCUUGGGUGCGACUGAUUUUGUAAUUAUUGACAUCAGCAAUGGCGAGCUACUAGUUUAUUUUUUGAUUGAAAAUUUUACAAAUUUUAUUAAAACGAAAACAUUAAGAUGGGCUUUCAUAUAAAAUUUCUAUAACUUGUACUAACAUUUAUCUUUUAAGAACUACCAAGUCUUUCAAGCCAUGGAUCGCUUUAACAGAAUGUUAAAUGUUAAUGCCAGCUUGUUGAUUUAUUGUUUUAAUAAACAAAUACAGUGCUUAUGUACAGUGUGUUGAAUAUAUAUAUCCGUCUUGUCUUUCCAUUCCAACAAUAAUCGACAGAAAAAUAGGGCAUAUUUUUUAAAUGGUUUGAAUUGUGAUUAAUUACAAUUAAUUAAUUUUUAAGCUGUGAUUAACUCGAUUAAAAAUUUUAAUCGUUUGACAGCCCUACUUUCAACCAAGAAUCGAGACUGUUUUUCGUCCAUAACUAUAAAGAAUUCAGGGAUUUAAGCAUUUAUUCACAAGAAUUUUUUACGGAAAAAGCUCUGUUUCCACUCGGCCAGCUUUGAUGGAGAUAGCCCCUCUAUGGAUCGGCCCCGCGCCCCGUCAAUACAUUAUGAAGUCUAUGGCUGGAUGACGCCUUUGCUGCCACAGCAACCUGUUAGGUGUGUCAAUAAUGUGGCCCAGUCUGAACAGGCAUUUUGGACACUUGCUAAAAAUAGUGUGAAUUGUCAGUACCAAAAAUCAAAUUUCAGGAGAAUUCCAAUCUGAAUCAGAUAUACCUGCAGUCUGAUCGCAGCCUUAGGACGUAGAGCAGGGGUCACCAACUCCGGUCCUUGAAAGCAUCUAUCCAGUUUGUUUUCUACAGUACGUCUUCCUCCUCUAACACACCAGAAUCAACUCAUCUGUAAGCUCACAAGCCUGAUAACUUUCCUGAUUCAGGGAUGUUGUAAGAAGAAGACAAAAAUAUGAUCGAGAGAGGCAGGAGAUUUAGGCCAUACCUAUACCUAGCAGGGUUUUUAAAUUUUUUUUUUUAAACCCAGGAUCCUGCUCUAAUGUCAGGAAAAAAAUAAUUACGUCCAUCCACACCAGCUCUCAUGUAAAAAAAAGGGCUCCCACGGCCAACUGCAUUCAUUUAUUUUUAAGUACCUUCAUAACAGUGCGCGGAAAAUAAUACCCCCAUCUUUCGCAUGUGUUCUUCAAUAGAAAGCACUGCAAGAGUUUGUAAAUAAAGCAAAAAAAAAAAAGCACCUAAUUUACUCCAAAUGUAAACAUUGCUCUCAUGUGUGACAUAGGGACAAAGUUUGUCGCAGUCAGUGACGUUUCCACAAUUAAAUCUUCGGUUAUCAGUGUCCACAUGAUGGCGCCACAAACGCAGAAUCUUCACUUUGGACGCAGUUUUUAAGAACCCUCGUUUAAAUGUGCGUGCGCGUGUGGAUGAUAGGCCAAACCGUAGAAAAAGUUAUCCUUUUAAAAGUUAUCCUUUUUGCCAAAUACCCUGCUACGUGUAGAAAUGGCCUUUGAAAGAUUGAGAUAAACAAUUUUAGUCUGAAAUGUAUUUCAGGGGCAGUUUACACAGUGACGCUUUGCAUGAAAAUGAUGUAGUAUUCAUGCAAAGCAGUAAGGGGCAGUGCAGUUUUACAAGGAGACAGCCAACGAUACACUUCCUUGACAACAACCUACUCAGCCCGGAAGACUGCAUAGCCGCCCACUCGAAGCAAUGGCGUCAAUGCAUUUUUUUUUGUUUUUGCUUUA